Vicugna pacos (alpaca) is the source of this 5186-nucleotide messenger RNA. The record is from RefSeq and is a predicted model, not a curated record. Lineage: Eukaryota; Metazoa; Chordata; Mammalia; Artiodactyla; Camelidae.
CCCAGAAGGCUGUGCGGUCGAGAGCCUCGGGCGGCCUUCCGGGGGGUUCCGCUAGUUUCCUCGCAGUGGGCUCUGUUCCAGCCGGAUGUAGUGGCCUGGCCUGGCUGGAGGGGCGGCCCAGCGAGGGUCGUGCCUCCUGGAGCCGCCCCCAGGACGUGAGUCCUGGAGGAGGCGACGGUGACUCCAGUUGUUGAGAAGACUAUGAACAAGUCAGAGAGCUUGUUCUUUACUGGUUCCUCAUUAGCGUCCCAAGUUCAUGCUGCUGCUAUUAAUGGAGAUAAGGGUGCUCUUCACAAGCUCAUCGUAGGAAACUCUGCUCUUAAAGACAAAGAAGAUCAGUUUGGGAGAACACCACUUAUGUAUUGCGUGUUGGCUGACAGACUAGACUGUGCAGACACUCUUCUGAAGGCCGGAGCAGAUGUUAAUAAGACUGACCAUAGCCAGAGAACGGCCCUCCAUCUUGCAGCUCAAAAGGGGAAUUAUCGUUUCAUGAAACUCUUACUUACUCGCAGAGCAAACUGGAUGCAGAAGGAUCUGGAAGAAAUGACUCCUUUACACUUGACCACCCGGCACAAGAGCCCUAAGUGUUUGGCGCUUCUGCUGAAGUUUAUGGCACCGGGAGAAGUAGAUACACAAGAUAAAAACAAGCAAACAGCUCUGCAUUGGAGUGCCUACUAUAAUAACCCUGAGCAUGUGAAGCUGCUUAUCAAACAUGAUUCCAACAUUGGAAUUCCUGAUGUUGAAGGCAAAAUCCCACUUCACUGGGCGGCCAACCACAAAGAUCCAAGUGCUGUUCAUACAGUGCGAUGCAUUCUGGAUGCUGCUCCAACAGAGUCUUUACUGAACUGGCAAGACUAUGAGGGUCGAACGCCUCUUCACUUUGCGGUUGCUGAUGGGAAUGUGACAGUGGUUGAUGUCUUGACCUCAUAUGAAAGCUGCAAUAUAACAUCUUAUGAUAACUUAUUUCGAACCCCACUUCAUUGGGCAGCUUUACUAGGCCAUGCACAGAUUGUCCAUCUCCUUUUAGAAAGAAAUAAGUCUGGAACCAUCCCAUCUGACAGCCAAGGAGCAACACCCUUGCACUAUGCAGCUCAGAGUAACUUUGCUGAAAAUGUUAACACUCUCUGGAUGUUGGAUCUUACAAAGCUUUUGUUAAUAUUUGUUAGGUAUGAAAAUGGGACUAUCCUUUGUUUGCAUUGCUGGGGCUGGGGUUCCGCUAACCACAUUCCCCCUUUGUCAGCAGGGGAGUCACCCAUAGAGGGCAAAAGAGGAAAAGAUAAUAAAGUAGUCAUUGAGAAGAGGACCAACAGACCAAGAGUAACUGAGAUUUCAGACCAACAGGAUGGAAAGGAAGAAAACACUUUACAUGCUGCUGCCCUUUCCGGCCAUGUCAGCACCGUGAAGUUAUUAUUGGAAAAUAACGCUCAAGUCGAUGCUACUGAUGUCAUGAAACAUACUCCACUUUUCCGAGCCUGUGAGAUGGGACACAAAGAUGUGAUUCAGACCCUCAUUAAAGGUGGAGCAAGGGUAGAUCUAGUUGACCAAGAUGGACAUUCUCUUCUGCAUUGGGCAGCACUUGGAGGAAAUGCUGAUGUUUGCCAGAUAUUGAUAGAAAAUAAGAUCAACCCGAAUGUGCAGGAUUACGCGGGAAGAACCCCGUUGCAGUGUGCUGCCUAUGGAGGGUAUAUCAACUGCAUGGCGGUGCUCAUGGAAAACAACGCAGAUCCUAACAUCCAAGACAAAGAGGGAAGGACAGCUUUGCACUGGUCCUGUAACAAUGGAUACCUUGACGCCAUUAAAUUACUACUAGACUUUGCUGCUUUCCCUAAUCAAAUGGAAAACAAUGAAGAGCGGUACACCCCGCUUGAUUACGCUUUGCUUGGUGAGCGCCAUGAAGUGAUCCAGUUCAUGUUGGAACACGGCGCCCUGUCCAUCGCAGCCAUACAGGACAUCGCUGCCUUCAAAAUCCAAGCUGUCUACAAAGGGUACAAGGUCAGAAAAGCUUUCCGGGACCGGAAAAAUCUCCUCAUGAAGCAUGAACAGCUGAGAAAGGAUGCUGCUGCCAAGAAGAGAGAAGAAGAAAACAAGCGGAGAGAGGCGGAGCAGCAGAAGGGAAGGCUGAGCCCAGAUGCCUGCAGACCCCAAGCCCCUCCUUGUCUGCUCAGUGCCCAGGCUGAGCCCCGCGGGCAGAGCUGGGCCCCCAGCAAGCAGCCUCCCUGCAGUGACACAGCCCAGGGCCCUGAGCGGAAAGCCUGCGGACGGUCUUCAGGCAGAGGGUCUCCAAGCAGAGCCCCCCAGAAGGAGCAGCGUCCUUCCCCAGACCUGCAGAAAACAGUCCCCAGAAAGCCAAAUGAAAUAUCCAGAGAACAUUCUAAAGGCCGACCUGCCUGUGUCCACUUCAGCCCCAGUCAAGGCAAUGACGGAAGCCGGCGUCCUGGAGUCUCCUCUGUCGAGAAGUCCAGAGGUGAGACGGCUGGCGAGCAGCAGUGCGACAAGGGGAAAGGCUCCUUGAAGCAAACCUCCUGUGUCAGGGUGGCUGGGCCUGAGGAGGAAGGAGAGGACCCCAGCCGGGCAGCAGCAGGCCUCCCGCGGCAGGAUGGCCCCUGGAAGCUCAGCCGGCCGCCAGACGCAGCGUCCAAGGCCAGAUGCGCCUCCCAGAAAAGGCGCCUCCAGGAGCUCAGAGGAGGAAGGCGCUCCCCGGCUGGGUCCAGCCGGCCCGGCAGUGCCAAGGGGGAGGCGGUCCAUGCUGGGCAGAGUCCUCUCCACCCCCGGACACCAAGAAACACAGUGACGCAGGACAAGCUGGCAGGAGGGACCUACUCAGAUUUGCCACAGAGGACAGAGGUGUUGAGGUCAGGAGUCAGGAAGUCGAGGACAUCCGUCCCGUCUGAGGACGCUCAGCCAUCUACGGAGACUGAUCUGGCGCCUGGCGCCCUCUCUGGGCAGAGUGUGAGUAUCGACCUUCUCCCCGUAGAGCUGCGCCUGCAGAUAAUCCAGAGAGAAAGAAGCAGGAAAGAGCUGUUCCGCAAAAAGAACAAGGCGGCGGCGGUCAUCCAGCGGGCCUGGAGAAGCUAUCAGCUCAGGAAGCACCUGUCCCACCUUCUACACAUGAAGCAGCUUGGAGUCAGAGAUAUGGACAGAUGGAACCGAGAAUGCAUGACUUUGAUCCUCCAGGUUUGGAGGAAGGAACUGGAACUGAAACCUCCAAAGACCUCGGCAGUAAGCAGGACCACCAAGAGUCCAUCCAAGGGCGGCUCGGGCACAAAGCCCACCAGGCAUUCAGUGCUCAAGCAAAUCUACGGUUCUCAAGAAGGGAAAGUACGCCAACCCACAAGAUCUUCAAAAGCCCAUUCUGUACUGCAUCUCAAUUCAGUGAGCAACUUGCAGUGUAUACAACUCCUUGAGAACAGUGGAAGAUCAAGGAAUUUUUCUUAUAACCUGCAAUCAGCUAAUACAUCAAAAACCAAAACAAAGCUUCGACUGCCUCUGGAGGAAGACUGUACCCGGAGGAGCACAAAAUAGCUAGUGCAGAUUUCAAGUUCUUGCUGAUAAUCUUUCACACUUUGGGAGAACUUUAAUAUCCAUGUCCGAAGCUUUAUCAGCCUGAAAAUGUGGUAACAACAGGAAAUGCCAGUGUUUCCUUCCUGCUGUCACAUAGCACUGUUAAGUAAAUGCCUAGCCUGUGCUGAAAGGACCAAGGUAGACUACUCCCAUGCAAAACUGCUUAGCUGGCUGCCUCCAUGCUGGUCAGUAAGGCUGGAAAGGGAAUUCCUAAUUAACAGUACAGUCUAAGUCAAACUCAGAAUGUGAGCACUAAAAGGGCUGCUGGGGUGGGAUUUCUGCCUGCCAGCUGCUGCGACCUUGGUUUGUUGGCUCCAGUGAAGAACUAAUGAGAUGGGGAGGAGGCUGUCCUACAGCAGCUGCCUGCAUUUCACUACUUUCCUGGGACCUAAUGCAAGGAACUUCAUUGCAGAUACCACAUCCUGUUAUUACAACAGUAUCAGUUUUAAUUUUUAGACCAGAAUCAUGACCCAGUGUCUUUUAGAAAUUUUGUAAGACUGUUAACAGGUACACUCUGUUGACUGCUUACAUUUACAGUCCCUGUGUCAGCCUCUGAAGGCCACAGGAUGCUGCCACGUCCUCUGUGCAUGGCGUUCCUACUGCCGAGCACCAGCAGAGGUAUCAGCACCAUGGAAUCCAUCCGGCAGGUUCACAGAGCAGAUCAUUCAUGCAAAAGGUGCCAAUUCGGGCCUUAACAUUGCACUUGCAUUUUCUGCCUGACCUGCAGAGGUGAGCAACCUUGUCAAAAUGCCAUUCCUUUGGCAGGGGAAAAUACUAAAUAUGCAUUCUAGGUCUCUAAGAAAACACCUGGUUUAAAUAAAAUGCAGUGAUUGUGGGCUUUUUCACACAUUUUAAGGGCAAAGCUACUAGGAAUAUAGACAGUAGGAAGAAACAGUGACAUAUUAGGCUCACAAAUGUUUCUAGGACUGCUUCCAUUUUAAGAUUUUAAGCCACCCCUGUCCUGACAGUAAGAGAUAGGAAGCAGUAGUGUUAAUUACCUGGAUUCUUUUUUUUUACAGUUGUCCAGUUAAAUUACUUCAUUAUUAUGAAAAAGCUUAUAAUAGAAAUUAAAAACUGUUAAAAUGGAUCAUUAGUAGAAACUAAUUUUGUAAGCAUUAUCUAGAUCAGACCAAGCAUUGAUUUAGGUGUAGGAAAAUACAAAACUAUAGCACUGUCUUGAAAUCUUGCGCCACUGCACAGAGGGCUAAAAAUCCUCUGUAAACAACAGAACUCUAUAGUGAGAAGCUGCAUGUUGUGACGGAUAAGGACAGCCACUCCCAAACAAAACCCCAAACUAGCCUGGAGCUGAGAACACAAAGGUUUGCCUGGAAGAGACUGCAAAGAUUCAGCUAAUUCCUUAGUAACAGAAGGUACCAUAUCAUCACUCUGUAUUUUGUAUAUAUCUUGCUAUGAAAUACACAGUACCCUACCACUUGUAACCACUCAUAGCCACAUACCACGUGCUAGUCCAGGAAGCCAGCCUGUGCAUCAGAAGAAACGUUUCCUAUUUCAGUGCAAAGGAAAGUUCAUAAACAACUUCUUUAAAAGUUCAGCUUUAAUGACAAACAUUUAAUUACAUCAGUCUCUUUUCAAAAUUAGAUGUGAAUAAACAAUUUCAAACAGGA